Molecule: messenger RNA, 2362 nt
Organism: Seriola dumerili (greater amberjack)
Lineage: Eukaryota; Metazoa; Chordata; Actinopteri; Carangiformes; Carangidae
Gene: ch25hl3
Product: cholesterol 25-hydroxylase-like protein
Exons: 2
Coding region: 231-1025 (264 amino acids)
Biological process (GO): sterol biosynthetic process; cholesterol metabolic process
Molecular function (GO): C-4 methylsterol oxidase activity; iron ion binding; steroid hydroxylase activity
Source: RefSeq, a predicted model, not a curated record
ACAGCAGCCGAGGAAAAAACACCUAAAUCACCUUUUUCCAGGACUUUUUGGAAGAAGUUAUCAAGAGAAGAACUUCUGCAACACAUGCAAAGUGUAGACACAUAACGCACGAGUCUAUAUUAACUCUGAAGGGGAACAAUAACAGCUGCUGUUUUCUGAAAAUUGUUAUUUUUUGUGAGGAAAAGCACACGUGAGAACAUGUAGGAUGUCGUGCUGAAGAGGUGACAGCUAUGAUGGAUACACCGUCCAUGGAUCAUGGAGUGGUAUGCGCGCCUGUCCUCCAGAGGCUGUGGGAGCACGUGAGAAACGGACAGGAGGAAAUCCUGCUGUCACCUUACCUGCCUGCGUUCUGCGCCUUGCUGACGCAUGUCCUGUUCUGCGCACCCUUCCUCGUGCUGGACGCGCUGGGCAGCGUCUGUCAGCAGGUCCGGUCUUGGAGGAUCGCCGCGGGCUCGGGAUCGCCGCCGUCUAUCCGGCGGUGGUUUUACUGUUUCUGGAGGGUGCUGUACAAAUACCUGACCAUCGUCCUUCCCGCCACCGCGCUGUUCCAGACCCUGCGGAGCCCCACGUUCCCGGCGCUGGCUCCGUCCUGCUGGCAGCUCUUUGUGGAAGUCUUCGCGUGUUUUCUGCUUUUUGACAUGCUCUUCUUCAUAUGGCACUUCUCCAUGCACAGGGUUCCCUGGCUCUACCGUAACAUCCACCAGCUGCACCACCAGCACCACACACCCUUCGCCCUUGCAGCCCAGGAUGCCAGCUCUGCUGAGCUGCUGUCUCUGCUGCUGCUGGCUCUGAGCAGUGCCUGGGUGGUUGGCUGCCACCCUCUGAGUGAAGUCCUCUUUCAUCUCCUCAACAGCUGGAUGGCGGUGGAAGACCACUGUGGCUACAAUCUGCCCUGGGCUCUGCACAGACUGCUGCCCUUUCUGGGAGGAGCCCCCUUCCACCAAGCCCACCAUAGCCUGUACAGCAGCAACUAUGCUCCCUACUUUACCCAUUGGGACCACCUCUUUGGCACAUACCACGCAUGAGUGCUGGAUUCACAUCCAGAGUGAUGACACUGUUACAUGCAGCAAUUUGGGAGUUUACAUAUUCAGGCUGCAUCUAACUGUCAAGAUGCAUUGAAGGAUUUUUCUGCAGAUUUUACUUACUCAUGAGCAACUUUUCAUAUGCACACAUAACAAGGGAUAUAUCAACAUUCACUUUGGACAUUUCAGUAACAUACAAGACAUUGUACAAGACAUAAAGGGGACAUAUUUGAGGUACGAAAUAUACCCAUUUCAAGCUCUACAUUUUUAUUCUGGGACUCCACUAGAGCAGCUUUGACUCUUUCAUGGUUAACAAAAGUCUUAAUUCAUCUCUGUCUCUGCCUCCUAUGAAGUCCAGUUGAGCCUCUCACUGAAACAGGCAGCAUUAGCUUGGGACUCCUUAAAAAGCCCACUUCCUUUUGAUUGGCAGAACUUCUGGAAGCCUGCCUGGAGUCAGCACACACAGCCGCUGAGAGCACUACAUCAUCCUCUAACCAGUGUGGAGGUUCUGAGAGAUACCUGUAAAACUAUGUAACGUAACAUAAUUGAUUGGAAAUGGAACUUCCAUUUCACCCGUACAUGUUUGAGCCUAAAUCCGAUCAGGAACAUGGACGUGGACUGAAGCACAGCAUGAACAUCCUGCAGCAAAGAUUACAGCAAGAUGUUAGUAAACCUGCAGCAUCACUUAUUUACUGUAUAUACAAAGAGAAUUUGCCCAGCUACAGGCUAAAACUAACCAAACUCUUCCCGGCCUCAGCUGUAAUUAGCUUUGUUUGGGGGCCUAAAAUGCACAGGCACAGACAAACACAGGCACACGGGCACUUUAAGACACGUGAUCACAAAAUACCAAAUGUAACUGACUGUAUCUGAAAUAAGUAUACUGAAUCAUUCCCUAAACAGGACUAUACAUGUUAUAGUUCACUAAGAUUGUGGACAAGUCUCAUGCUCCCAGCAGUGCUUGGUACUUGGUAUGAAUUCAGACAAUGGUAUUUGGAAGAUCAUGUCUAUGGCUUGUCCUUGGCAAGUGAAUGUAGCACAGGGAUGAAAAACUUCCUGAACUAAUGUGCAACUGACCUCAUGACAUGGGUGUGUGUUUGAAUGGAAUUGUAUGCUUUCAUAUUUUUGUAGGUGUGAGGCAGCUGAUGGGUGACAGAUUUCUUUUGGUCAUUGCUGAUAAUGUGUGUAGUCAAGAGAAAGGCAAACUAAAAAGAUUUCAAAGGCAUAGAUGGACAUUUUGGAUACUUAUUUGCGUUCCUGUCAAGAGUUAGAGAAGACAGACACCAUUCUCAUUUUUGUACAGUAAAUUGAAGCUUAGCUUAGCUUAGCAGAAUGACUGGAAA